GCCAUUGUUUUUGUUUAUAUUUAUAAGUACUCCUUUAUUUAGACUACUUACUUAUUGCUUCUCUUUUUUUAUAUGUAAAGUGCAAUUUUCAACCCUUCAACUAUAAUUUGUGUUUAUCUUAAGUGAGCCGUCGUCCUCUCCAGAAAUAUAUUUAACCUGCCUGUCGCCACGUCUUUCGAUGCGUGUCUGUCAUCUCUACACUGCUGUCACCGUGUCGUGAGAAUUCUCAUACUCUCUCCAAGAUCACACAUUUCUCACAGUAGAGAAACUUGUUCAAUCUCAUUUUCAGCCAUGACAACAGAUACUCACUUCUUAACCAUAUAGUUUUCAUCACUUCAUCAGCCUUUUUAUGACUCAUAAACUGUCUUUGGUGCGUACGAUAUUUGCUCUCCCUUCUCUCUGAAGUUAACCGCGAUGCCACUCUGUCAUGUGCUGAACGUGCCUUCCUUAGUUUCUCCUCUCGAAUUUGUAAUUCCUUCAAUUCUCAAAUCACUGUGAUAUUGUUUAAUGUUUAAGUAUGGACUUACUUUUGCAUUAAUUCGAUUAUGUCCUACUUACUCAACAUCAGAAGAAAAUGCUUCGUUCUGAAAGUCAUCACCUUAUCAGGAUUAGUAAUAAUUGUGUUGAAUUUGAUUUUUUUAUCCUACAACAAAGAUUUACUCAAUGGGAGUCCACCUGAAGAAUAUGCUCAGCUUUACUCAAACAACAGUGAUGAACUGUCGCCUUCUGAACAAACCAGACUUUUUCCCAGAUUGGUACGGCCAGCAGAGAAUUCUCUUUUCUCGCAUGUUACAAAUUUCUCCAAAGAAGAAAUUAGCAAGUAUGAGGCAUUGAUCCUAGCGGAUGAGUCAAUCAUCAUUCCUGGUUUAGGAGAAUAUGGUGUACCUGUUGAACAUCUAGAUGGAUUUUCCAAGAAAGAUUUCGAGGAUAAUGUGGCCAAAGAGUCAUUCAAUUUAAUUCUAAGUGAUCGGAUCUCUUACACCAGAAAAAUACCGGAUGCUAGAAAUCCCUUGUGUGAGUCCCAAACAUACCAAGAAGACUCUCUUCCUGUUGCAAGCGUCAUUAUAAUUUUCAAUAAUGAGAGAUGGAGCCCCCUCAUAAGAACCAUAGAGACAACCUUGCAACGCUCUCCUCAAAAAAAGCUCAAGGAAAUAAUUUUAGUCGAUGAUUUCAGUGACACAGAGGAACUAAAAGGAAAACUUGACUAUUACUUGUACACAAGACUACCAUCAAAAGUAAAACUUUUGCGACUAAAAAAACGCUCAGGGUUGAUAAGAGCUCGGCUUGCUGGAGCACAAGUUGCCACAGGAGAUGUUCUGGUUUUCCUUGACUCGCAUUGUGAAGUUGGCAUUAAAUGGCUUGAACCAAUGUUGCAGAGGAUCAAAGAACAAAGAAAUGCAGUUUUAACACCGAUCAUAGACAUUAUUGAUGAUAAAAACUUAGCUUACAUUUACAGUGGUGAUAAGACACACUUCCAAAUUGGUAGUUUUUUCUGGUCAGGCCAUUUCACAUGGAUACCAGUGCCUCCAAGAGAAAACGAACGGAGGAAAUCAGCCAUAGCUCCAACCAGAUCUCCAACCAUGGCAGGUGGGCUUUUUGCAAUAAAUCGAGAGUAUUUUUGGGAAAUUGGGUCCUACGAUUCUCAAAUGGAUGUCUGGGGAGGUGAGAAUUUGGAAAUGUCGUUCAGGAUCUGGCAAUGUGGAGGUCUGCUAGAAACAAUACCCUGCUCUCGUGUUGGUCAUAUUUUCCGGAAUUUCCACCCCUAUUCCUUUCCUGGCUCCAAAGACACUCAUGGUAUAAAUACAGCUCGACUUGUAGAAGUGUGGAUGGAUGACUACAAGCGCUUCUUUUAUUUACACCGGCCAGAGUUGAAGGACAUAGACAUUGGUGACUUGACAGAGAGGAAAAAUCUAAGGCAUAAUCUCAAGUGCAAGUCUUUCAAAUGGUAUCUUGAGAAAAUUUUGCCCGAGAAAUUCAUUCCAGACGAAAAAGUUCAAGCCUAUGGUCGUAUGAGAGCUGUAGAAAGCAACCUGUGUUUAGACAAUCUUCAGAAUAAUAUGGAUAAUCCUUACACUCUUGGAGUUUACUCUUGCCACUCAAAACUUUAUCCCAGCCAGUAUUUCUCGUUAUCUGAUUUGAGUGAACUAAGGCAAGAGGUUCAAUGUGCAGAGGUAGGCACUCAAACAGACAAAAAGAAACGUUACAUAAUAACAAUGUUUGAGUGCCAUGGUGGAGCCAAUCAAAAAUGGAUCAUAACCCAGUCUGGUGGAUUAAAACAUCAGGAAUCAAAUCUCUGUCUGACAGUAAUCUCAGAAGAACCAAUUAGUGUUGUUGCAGCCAAAUGUGAUUCAUCAAAUGCUCAAAUCUGGACUUUUGAUUACUAUACAGGCAAUGCAAAGCCUUUUGAUGUGGGCGAUGCUGAAAUUUUAUAAGCAAAAGAUCUGUCAGAAGCACACUCAUCAAAAAAGACUAAAUCCUAUAGAAUUUUUGCACUUUUUUUCUUCGUAAGUAGACAAUAAAUAUAUGACUGCUUGCUGUAAUAUGUCAAAGCUGUUGGGAAAACGAUUGAGAGAUAGAUAAUAUUAAGGAAGAAAUAGCCAAACAAAAAGAUUGGAAAGCUUGAAAACAAAAUUAGUCAAGAAUAAGUAGUCAGAAACUUAAGUAGGAGUACCUGAGCGUGAGAACGAUUAAUUGGACGUAUUUCUAUCAAAUGGAACUAAGUGCCAUAGGGGGAGGAAGAGAGAGGGGGGCUUGGAUUGGCGGGUGUUGCUGAACGCGAUGCUCAUUCCGUCCUAAACUUGCCAUGCUUUUCCAUGGUGCUUAGUUCCGUUUGAUGGAAUGCGCUAUCCGAGAUUCUAAAAUCCUCAAAUAAAACUCAAUUUGGCGCUUAGUUCCGUCUAACAGAAAUACAUCCAAUUAUUCUAAUACCCAUCUAGAAAAGCUGUACAAAACCAUUACUAUAGUAAUAAAUAUUUAAUGCUCAAAAUAAUGUAGGUAUUUAUCCUGAUAUUCUUCUGUUGUAACGAACGUUUUCUAGGACCAAAUUACAUAGUAGUGCAGUAAACUCUGUCACAACUUCUUUAGUUAAUUUGUAUUUUAUCAAGAUCUGCAUAAGAGGAUAUGUCUAUUUGUCAUGGAUUUGAUAUUCAAUUGAAAUGUUAUAAAAAUGAGGAUAUUAUUUGUGCUCAUGAGCACAGAAGGUAAAAAAAAAUUAGUGUUAGCCCUCGUCUCCACAGGAAGUUGUCAUAAAGAUUUAUCCCAAGUUUGAAUCGUAGGAAUGAAACUCGUAGGACGGGGUUCUCGAGCUCUUGUAUCAAGUUUGCACGGGAAGAUAAAUCAGUAAAAAUCGAGUAUUCAACCGGGAUUAAGAUAAUAAUUGAAAACUAUUACCAACUAGACAAAUGAUUUUUAUCGUACAAACUUGAAUAAUCGAGUGAACAACAAAAUAUCGCUCAGUUUGCUUUCACCUCUUCUUCCUCUCUCAGUAGGUCUUAAGGGCACAAGGACCAUACUUGAUACUGGGAAAAAUAUUGGUGACUUCAAUAUUUUUCGUAAGUGGGAUUUUUCCCUGGGACAAAUUCAUGAAAUGGCCCGUGGAGACUAGGCUUAAGAAUGAGUUUGUACAAGCGGAAUAAUUGUUCUUGCGAAAAAUAGUUUUUCAUAACCCAGCAUACACUGUAGUGCACUGCUCUGGUGACCACAGAACAGUGGUCCGCGCACACGCUCUUGAUUGAAUACUCACCUAUCGCCCGCAUAGAGACUCCUAUGUUUGCCUCGUUCUCAUCUUUUCCUUUUCUUCUUCUCUCGUUAUGCGUUUUUUUAAAGUUAGAAGUGUCUUUUUUUGCUAACUAAACCCAACAGACGGAAAUUGAAGAGAGAGUAUAAGGAUAGGUGAAUGAGAAAAAAUGAACAUUCAUUCUCCUCCAAAAUGAAUGGAUCUGAGCCCGGCAAAUCUGCACGCCCUGGCCAGGAUUCGAACUUGGGACCUCUGGGUCGAGAGUCUCUUACGCAAACUAUUAGACCAACCAAGUUCGAUAUCGUAGAAUUUUACAGCUACAAAGGAGCAGCAGCUAGCUAUCAGCAGGGCUAGGAGCGUUGGUGUCAUCCUAUCCUCUCUUCUGCGUGAUGAAAUUAGCCUGAUGAUGACGCUUUCCCAUAAUCGGUAAAGAGACCGACUAAUUUUAUCAGAUAAGAUGUGCAGUCCCGGUUUCCGGAUAAUUGCAAGUCGACGCAUCCUGCAAUGAGAAGAAGAUAAGGAAAAUACGAGCACGGAAGAUACGUGUGGUACCAUUGAGGGGAAAGGCUUUCUUUAAGAAGAGUCCAUGCCCGUACCAUCUCCUGUGGUCGUUUGAGUGAUGUAUGGCGGGUUAUGGAAAACUAUUUUUUGCAGAAACAACGAUCCUGCUUGUACAAAGAAAACCUAAUUUUUUAAACCAUCCCUAAUGCAAAAAUAUAUCAGAUUAUGGCUCCUUUUAAAAUUACUUUGUCAGCAUAGGAGUUUAUAGUAACCAAACUAAGCCAUAAUGCUUUGAUAGUUUAUUUUUUUAGAGAAAGAAAUUGAUAGUAGAGGUUCAAAUAUUGGGCCUAUCAUGUGUACUUCUCAAAUUCCAAUAGCUAAAACAUGUACCCAGUGUAGAUGGUCUCCUAUUUUAUUUCUUCGGAGAGGUCCUGAAACUAUUCAUCUAAAAGUGGGCCACAUUUUCAAUUGCUGAGUCCACUCUCUUAAGAAUCAGUUUCUGCACAAGUACACAUAAGUAAUUUAGAGUCAACGCAUAGUUUGUAUAUUUUCACCAAUUUGAUGUCUGGGAAAACCAGAUUUUGAGCCUAAUUGUCACAAUCAAUUUGCAACUUUCGGAACUUAGUAUCUCAUUUGUAAUGUUUUUUAGGUAUUGAUACUGAAUUGUUUACGUACAUAGAACUUCUACUUCGUGUGUUAUGAACAAAUAAUUUGAUUUUUCCAAAAAUAUUGGUUUUAUGCUGCAGAUCCUCUGUUUUUUUGCCACUAGAUUCCCUAAUGGAAUUUUUGCAAUUGAUUUUUGUUACAAUCGAGCUGCUGUCUCAGAGAUUUUCAUGCAUGUAUGUGAUUAUGACUUCUUCUGUGAUUUCAUUUUUUCUUUUUCUUAGAGUUUGCAGAGUUUAAAAAGCCUUGUUAUUGUGACAUUGUGUCACGUAAUUUAAGCAUCUCCAAUUUGGAAGCUUUUCAGUUUCUCAUGGAACAGUUCCUAGUGCUUCCUAAAUGCAUUCUCCAUCCAUGGAGCAUUUUAGGUAAAUUUUCUUCUAUUGUUUUUAAUGUUCUUUAUGUGAUUAUGAAACUACCUACUUAAUAUUGAAUUAAUCUAUGUGUACUUACGUAUGUUGUAGUCAGAAAUUGUCAAGCUCUCAAGGGGUCCAAAAAUUAUUGUCAUCAAAUUAAAAACCUACAAGGGUCUUCAAAAUGCAAUGCCUCCAAACUCAUAUUUCAUGUGAAAAAAGACGUUCUUGUAAGGAACUGUCCUUGUUUUUCUUAAGAAAAACUUUAAGGCAGUCUAAGUGCUCUCAUGCAUCCAAAAGAGAGCAAUAACGGGUAAAUCCAAAACCAUUGUCAUUUUGAGAAAAAAUAAGAUUGGAUGCAAUCAGCUCUCUGAAAAGUAUGUUUUAUUACAAAAUGUUUCUGAAGGAACUUGAUUUUCUACUAUUCAUGUGCAGAAUAUUUAAGAAUAUUAUGAAUGUGGAAAGAUUGCAUUCAUCAGUCUUCUGCAUUUAAUCUUAUUGAUCAAACUUUUUUUAUUCACUUAGGAUCUUACUGUAUGAAACAAAUGUAGAUGUACAUAAACUGUGGGGUCAAUGAUGGCAGUGGUGCCAUACGUUCUUUCUCAGUUUAGAGUUAACAGAUUUUUUAAUUCUCUAUUUUGCGCCUUGAAAAUGAAAGAGAUUUAUACUUAAUUUUUCUAUUGUUUUAUUAAUUCUGUGUAAUUUUUGGAGCUUGUUGCGCACCCACUAUUUUUCAAUGUUGGUGCUAUUCAUUCUUUGGUGCACAUUUAAUGUGGCGUUUUUUUUUCUACUUGAAUUAAAUCUAUUAUUUGUAAUUGUUCUCUCUGGUCUACCCCAUUUUUCUUUCAAUUUGCUCAAUGUUAGAUUCCCAUUCAGAGCCUUCUUAAAAAUUUUUUUUGCCUUCAAAAUUUGAUGAUGUUUCAAUUUUUGUUACUUCCAGAUGUACGGAAUCUAUUACUUAAUUCAUUGAAAAAAUAAAAGAAUUUGUUGUUAAUCUUUCA
Molecule: messenger RNA, 6251 nt
Organism: Bemisia tabaci
Lineage: Eukaryota; Metazoa; Arthropoda; Insecta; Hemiptera; Aleyrodidae
Gene: Pgant1
Product: Polypeptide N-Acetylgalactosaminyltransferase 1
Biological process (GO): protein O-linked glycosylation
Cellular component (GO): Golgi apparatus
Molecular function (GO): polypeptide N-acetylgalactosaminyltransferase activity
Source: RefSeq, a predicted model, not a curated record